AUGGGUAAGGCGCCUCCGAAGUGGUUACCAGGGGAGCGGGUGAAGGAGACGAUUUUGCUCCAACGUAAGUCCGUAGAACAGCUUAGGGUUGACCGUGUGCUACGUCGGGAUAAACUCAAGGAACAGCGCGAGCGGCGAAAGGCGAAGCUCGAUGCCAAACGCAAGAAAAAGCUCACCACCAAGAAGUUCAUUUCCGCCCAGACCAUUUUGAAACACGCGCAGCGCAAGGAGCGUCAAGGGAAGCACUUCCGAAAGAUCGGUGAAAAAGUGGAAGGUCGCCGGGGGCGCUCCGACAAGAAGCGUUUCGAGGCCUAUCUGAACGACAGCCGGGUGGUGCUGAUCGUGCGGGCAAAAGGAAGCCAAAUCCCGCCGGAGGUGGCGGCCGCCUUUCGCUCGUUAGGGCUGCAUAAGUUAUACGCCGCACGACUGAUGUACGCGGGAAAUCCUCGCACCCACAAGCUGAUCAAACAGCUGCAACCCUUUUGCAUCCUCGGCCACCCCGAUCGCGAGCAGCUCGACGCGUUGCUACGCACCCGAGGCUGCAUUUACAACCCGGAAACGAAGACGAGGCGGUUUAUGAGCAGCAAUCUUCUCAUCGAGCGCGCCCUCGGGGUGUACGGCGUGUUGUGUGUGGAGGAUCUCGUGGAGACGAUCGCGAACCGCACGGAGUUCAUCUCGGAGGUGCUCAAACGCAUCGCGCCCUUCGACUUCCACCCACCCCGCCAGCUCUUCCUUGAGCGGCAUCGCUCCGUGCAUCAGAAGCUCGAGGUACUUAAUAAAGACUCCUUCGCGGCGUACUUGGCGGAUGAGCUGCGGAGUACGGCGAGGCGGGAGCGAAAGCACUCCGCUAGCGCUCUCACCGCGGCGGAAAGCAACCCAGCGGAGGGCAGCGGGGCCCCCACGAAACGCGCGCGAAGGGAGCGCUAA
Messenger RNA from Phytomonas sp. EM1, 927 nucleotides. NCBI's taxonomy places the organism in Eukaryota, Euglenozoa, Kinetoplastea, Trypanosomatida, Trypanosomatidae. The record is from the annotation of a GenBank genome assembly.